AGCGAUCAUCCCUUACAGUCAGACGCGACUGUCCUCGCCACCUAGUCGUCUUGAACCUUCCCUCUCAGUAAACUCAAGAUGGAUGCGGAGCUAUUCCGAAUCUGGCAGCUCGUCAACGACCUUAGCGAGCAAAUUGCACAAAACCAGCGGACGACCGCCGCGUUACAAGCCCAGUCUGCAUCGCUCAAGGUUUUGUUGUGCCGUUUUCGACGCGCACGCCGCAGUGUUCUCACUCCGGAUCUUUCUUCUGCAGAACCAGGCGUCUACUUCCGGCCGAGCUUCUCGUUAAGGCGCUUCAACAUCGACAUCUCACAGGAGACUUUUGAAUCUGAGCUGGAGCGGAGCAAUGCGCAGAUUGUCAUCGAAAAUCACUCGCUGCUGCACGAGAACAAACAGCUUAGCUCUUUGCUCAAAGAGUACGAGGGGACAUUAGAGACGGUGAUGAACAAGUUCCGAAAUCACUCGGCGGCCAGCCAGCAGCAUGAACACAAUCUGAUACGCCACUACGAGACAUUACUCACAGCACGCGAGUCACCGAUAUUGUCCGCUGACCUCGUAUCGGGCCCUGACGUGUCGCGCGCGGUGGCGCGUGCUACCCAUCUUCUACAAGCCAUGCUCCACACGAUGCUCGGGGAAGAGAUUCCUCCCGACGCAGAUCCUCUCCUUCUCGAGUAUUAUCCACGCGACGAUGAAGAGCUGGACCCAGCUAGCCAAGCGGCACAACUAGAGUCCCUUCUCCCUCUCAUCGAGGCUGCCUUCCCGUCCAAUGAAGACGCUCCGGACUGGGCGCAAGAGCGAGAGACCGAGAUCGCACGGCUAGAAGCAGAGAACGCCGCCAUGCGCCGCAGCCUAGGCAUUGACCCAGAGACGCUGGCGGAAUGCGGGGUGGCAGCAGAGCUCGAAGCCGAUCUCAUCCGCGAGCGACAGCGAGGGAUCUACGCGACGCUGACCCGGAGGAGGAACGAGAGUCAAGGCGGCGGGAGCGCCAUGAACGGGAACAACGCUGGGUACCAGUACUGGGAUGGCAAUAACAAUAAUGCCCAGCCGCAGCAGAUGGCGCCGCCGACGCAAGGCCAGCCGUUCACACCGAUGUCGGGGGCUCCGUUGCAGCGCGUCGGGGACAUGCAAGCGCAGCCAGGGAUGCGUGCGAGUGCAGGACCUGGGACGCGGCGUCCAGGAAUGUUUGGUGCAGGAAGGGGUGUCGUUCCCCCAGUCGCAUCCCAGGCCGGCGGCGGCGGGAAUGGACUGUGGGGCUCUCAACCACCUCUAUGGCAAGCGGCAGGCAGUAUCACUGGCAUCGAUUUCAGCGGGAGAUAAGCAGUGUUGGUUUUUUCGGCCGAUCACACGGACGGAUUGGGCCCUGGGACGAGCUAUGCUGUUGAGGCUCUGGCGCAACUGCGAUUGUACAUGAUUGCCCCUUCGGGCUGGAACCGGUGAAGCUCGCGAGCUAGUAGCCUAGCCUAGCCUUCCUACAUGUCCCUGAACGACAUCUCUUGUGGGCACUUGCCGAGGACACCGACCACGAAAACAUGUCGCAUGUGGUUGAACCUUCUCUCUGACCGGCAAGAUCAACU
This is a messenger RNA of Mycena citricolor, 1574 nucleotides long. Lineage: Eukaryota; Fungi; Basidiomycota; Agaricomycetes; Agaricales; Mycenaceae. The record is from the annotation of a GenBank genome assembly.